GCACAUUUCAGUAGCUGAGAUAUAAGUCUACAUUUAAUUAAUUUCUGAGUAAUUGUCAAUCAAACAAGUAAGAAAAUGGCUCAAACUAGCAUUGAUUCAUUGCCUGAAGAGAUCAUGAUCAAUAUAUUUGGCUACUUAAGUCCAAAAAUGCUUAAAAGAAGCUGUUGGGUUUCGAGGAGGUGGAAUCAAAUAAUAAAGGAUUCUAGAGAAUUUAAAGACAAGUUCCGUCUCACAUUGAAUGACUUUAAGGAACUGGAUGAGUACAGGAACGGUAAAUUUUCUCGAAAUUUUGAUUUAGUAAUAAUAAAUCCGAGAAACUCACAUGACUGUAUGAUUGAAGGCUUUAAGGAUGUCGUCAAUCCACAUACUUUAAAAACCUUAGAACUUGUUCGCUUUAAUAUGAAGCUAUCGGAAUUGGUUGAGUUACUCAAUUAUCUUCCAGAAUUAGAAGUUUUUGCCUUAAAAGCUGUAACUUUAGAUGGAUUUCCACGUGCAUUUACCAAGAAAGCAAAAGUCAAAAAGCUUAAGAAUUUAACCAUUUAUGGUGAAUGCUUUAUUUUGGAUAACUUUUUGAAGACAUUGGAUGUGAAUUCGUUGAAAGAGUUGUCUGUUGAUUUUUCAAGAGUUUCCGAUUAUUCAUGCGUUAAGCAGUUGAUCAAACUACUUGAGGAACAAAAAGAGUUAAAGAAUCUUACUAUAGGACCGUCAGCAACUUGGUUAUUUUAUCAAUUUACUGAAAUUUUCAACUUUAAGUUUCGACUGACGCAAUUCGUGAUGCAAGGAAAUAAAAUAGGAAACAUUAAUGCCUUUUUCCAGUUUUUGACGAUUCACAGUGAUACUUUGGAGAAAUUGAUUCUACAAUGCAUGCCACCAGAAUACGUUUUUGAGGUCUAUGAAUUCGUCUGGAAUAAAUUGCCUGUUUUAAAGCAUACAGACUUAAAUGCUAAGGAUUUUUAUCGCUACGAUUGGAUGCUUGACUCUCAUCCAGAAUUAUUAGCAAGAUACACAGAGAAGUUAUCAUCCAUUGAAUCAGUCGAUUUUCUGGGUGUUGUUGAUAAAAUGGAUAUCCGAAGUCGAUUCUUUAAACUCAUCCUAAGCAAGUUUUCAAAUGCAAAGUCCAUUGAUUUGAGUAAGAUUAAUGUUGAUAUAAGCUGGAAUACAAUCAUUCGGCAUAUUGGCAAGGAAAUGAAAAAUUUAACGGUUUUACGAAUGCCUGAAAAAUUUGAACAAAAAGUCUUGAAAAGUGUCCAUUUUCCAAAACUUACUGAAUUUACUUUGAGAAAAAUUGAAGACAUUGAACAAGUACGUCACUUUAUUAGACGUCAUUCGCAUAGUCUUGAGAAAGUAUCAUUUCAAUGGUCAGAAAUUGAUCUCAUUGGAACUAUUAUUGACGAAAUAAGAUACUGUAAAAAUAAUAAGCUUGUGACAAUUAGUGCUCAACCAAAAGAGGCUGCUCGUUUAUUUAACGUGCUUAAAACACGAGCUAGAGGAAACAAAGCAUGGAAUCUGAAAUUGGAAAUAUGUGAGCAUGUUAAAUACAUUUACAAUUACAAAUUUCCUGAUGAUGUUGCAUUUUGGAACGAACAUAAUAAUUAUUGGCAUGGAGGAUUUAAGGAAACAUGGAGUUUGUCUGUAGUUGCUGAUGAAGUUUCUCCUUUACACUUCAUGCCCAUUAAUUGCUUAAUGAUGUUUAGACAGUAAGGGGCCGUUCGCUUAUUACGUUCGCAU
This is a messenger RNA of Chironomus riparius, 1728 nucleotides long. NCBI's taxonomy places the organism in Eukaryota, Metazoa, Arthropoda, Insecta, Diptera, Chironomidae. The record is from the annotation of a GenBank genome assembly.